GAGAGAGAGGGGGGAAGGACGCAGAAUGGCGACCGUGAGGUGCCCCAAAUGCACGAUAGAAAGGAAAGGGUUUCGGCGGGAACUUGAUUCUUGGCGACACAAAUUGAUACAUUGCGUUGGGUUUGAAAGCAUUUUGGAGGGUAUCUAUGGCCCGAUGCUGCUGAGAGACCUCAGUGUUUUUGAUGACUGUGAACCUGAAGAGGUGGAUGACUGGUCUCCAGAAGCAAGCUGCUCUCAGUGUGCAUUUUGCAACAUUCCCCUGGACAAACUUAGUGAUCAAGUACCUGCAGCCACGUCGCCCCUCUCCUCCCCCUCUGAUCACUCUCCCUGUCAGGCUCCAAGCAUCUCUGAGAGCAGCCAGUCAGCUCACAGGUUUCUCCAAGCUGUGUUUCACAAGAAAGAUGUUCCCCUGGGCUGUGAUGCCAACAUCCCUCUGGUUGCCCAGGAGCUGAUGAAGAAGAUGAUACAUCAGUUUGCCAUGGAUUAUGCAUCCAAGUGUCUACUCCACACCAGUACAAAUGGUGUUACAACAAGGACCUCAUCACCUUCGUUAGAAACAUCAGAUGCCCCUCUGGACCUCACAGUGAGCCGAACCCAGGAGGAGAAAGAGAGUGAGCCUGAACUAGAUGGCGUGCUCGACCUCUCCAACAGGAACUCUGCCUGCUCAGCAACUUCAUCAUCAUCUAAUCACAAAGCUUCUGGCUCCCUGCUGCCAUCAUUUAUGGAAGUACUGAGAGAUCUGGGAGGGAAUAAGUGUCGUCAGAGCUCUGCAUUGGAUGCUGUUCUCAGCUCACUCUGCCCAGCACACUGUUCUUUACUCUACCAGAUCCUGAAGCUGGCACACCAGGAAGAAUUACUGUCUUUGCUUAAUCACAGACCCGCAGGUCAAACUGAAUCUUACUGCUGUCACUGUGGUGUAAACCCACAUGAUAAUGUUACCCCUCAUGCAGUCACACUUAGUGAAUGUAAAGCCCACAGCAGCAGCCCAUACUACCCUUUAAUGGAGUGUGAUCAUGAAGGUCAUGGCAGCACAAUGUACCACCGAGGAGAUUCCAAGUCCAGUUGUAGCAUCCAUCUCUACCCUUUAAAAGAGUGCAAAAGUGAAGGUUCUCUGGGCUCAAGCUACUGCUGUGUGCGGAGGUGCAGGAUGGAAACUUACACUGUCCUGUGCCCCAAGAGGCUGCACUGCAUUUCCUGCCAAAGCCUGGCUGUAGGUCGUAUCAACAACAUAGUGUGUUCAUUUACAUCCUCUCCUCCAUUACCCAAAUCCCCUUCGUUGUGCACUCCUUCCUCUAGCUUAUGCCCUUCCUCAUCGAUCUGCUGUAACCAACACACCCCCCACUCUUGUCCCUGUUAUUCAAACCAUGCCUGUCUGAUGCAGGUCAGGAACACAAUAGAAAGAGGGAUUGUAGAUGGAGAUCCUGCUUGUCCUGUCCUUAAGAGAGAGCAGAGCCCCUCUCCUCCCCCUCUUUCCCCUAUUCCCUCAGACAUCAGUAAGAAAACUGAUGAAAAGCCACCCUCCCUCCUUCACCACAGACAGGAGGAGGAAACAGUUAAAAAUGGUCUUAUGAAUGCAAGCCACUACGAAGCAGCCAUAGAUACAGCUAGAGAAGAGGAGCUACAAUGUAGGACCCAAAGAAGUAGUCAGGCUGAUCAGAACCCAAGUGGGACUUUACUGCAAGACGUUGUGAAUCGCUUCAGUGAGAAACUGGAAACAAUCAAACCCCUAGAGAAGGACCCACCUCUGGUUUCCACAGCUGUUAAUGUUUCUGAAAAGGAGCAGCUGCAAUCUCCCUCAACCAGUCAGAACCUGCAGUUUCAUGCCGAUGCCCAUCUGACUGAAAUCAUCACCAAAGUGCUUCACAAAGGCAAUGGUAGUGACUAUAAUCUCAGUGAGCUCUUCAAUCGCCAUGAUAGCAAGGAGCCGAAGUCACCUAAUACCCGUUCCCGACGUCGCCAGGAAGUCCUUGCUGCUAUAGCAACACCUGCUGAUGACUCUUCAACCAGAAGGCAUAGCUUACAAAUUAAACGGGAGUUUGCCAUGCUUGACCAGUCCUGCAAUAGGAGAAAGGUGCCACCAACAAAGAGGGCAAGAUUGAAUGAUGGAAAGGUUACUGUAACUACAUCAUGCGUGUCAUCAGAAUCAAACCUAGUUAAAGGGGAGUCUAAAAGAGAAAUUGAGGUAGGUUUAGAACCUGUAGAGAAACACAGAGUUUGGGAGGGACCACUGGACAUGUUAUCUGCAGAAAGUAACAGGGAUGAAGUAAAAGAUGAGAUACAGACCGUUAUAUUAACAGAAGAAACUCAGAUCCUUAAAGCAGAGGAGAAACAAAGGGAAAUAUCCAGUGAGGAAAAAGAUAUUACUCUUUCAGGCACUCAAAUACCCACCCCUGAGCUGCAGAGCAAGUAUGGCAAACAAGGCUCAAAAGGUCACAGUGUACAAACACAGGUAAUGACAGUGGCUGCAUCCUUGGCAAAGCAGUGUGUCCGGCCAUGUAAAGAAGAUGGUGAGGUUAGCUGUGCUGGAAGUGAUAAAAACCAUGAAGAAGCCCCAUCAGGUCAAAGCUCUGACAGUGACAAUAGAUCAGAUGAAGGUAAAGAUUGCCAUAGUCAUAUUAGAGAGAGGAAGAAAUGUCACUCUAAGGAGUCAAGGAGAUCAAGAAGAAACAUAGUCCCUCCACAGCGGUUCUCCUCCUAUGUCACAGAGCCCAGGAAAAUGUUCUUUGUUGCAUGUUUCUCUGAAAGCAUCUUUAAUCAGAGAACACGAAAGGACAAAGUUUUGACAUCUAGCACUUUGGAUGCCUUAUCCAAAGAUCCAGAUGCUAAGGACACACAGUUUGAAUCAACAAAUGAAGUCCUUCUGCCCUCACCUGAACUUCCCACAGGGAAGCUUGCCUUUGAAUCAACACAGAGAGAACAUUGUGGACCAUCCUAUAUGGAGUCAAAAACGGUGGCUGCCAAAGAGAAUAGUCCUGCAAAACACAGCUUGGACAUUAGGACAGAUGGCAGCGACUGUGCUGCCAAGCCUUUUGGAAGGCUACGAUCAUCUCCAAAAAGACUACAGGUCUCAAAUGUAGCUUCAAUAAUGCCCAAAAACCCAUCAAAUAGGAAUGUCACCAUUAAGUCUGCUCCCUGUGUUGAGAAACCUCCCAACUCCCAAAUCCAAUACACUAGUCCAAUUAAGCUCAUGUUUGUAUCACCAGUUAAGGAUAAGGAAGGAGUCAGAUAUAGUCUCAAAUCAGCAGGCUCUGGUUCUAGUGUUCUAGCAGAGGAACCCUUUGACCCAUGUGAAGUGUCUUCAUGGUCAGGGACACCUGAGAAACGCAAAAGCCACAGCACUGAGUCUCCUACUUCAAAAGUAAAAUCUAUUUCCUCACCACUAAAGUCUGCUACCUCACCUGCAAGAGUUGCUUGUUCACCAGCCAAGUCAGCUUCUUCACCAGUCAAGUCAGUCUCCUCAACACCCAAAGCAGCUUCUUCGCCAAACAAGUCAGCGUCUUCACCACACAAGUCAGCCACUUCACCACACAAGUCGGCAUCUUCACCACACAAGUCGGCAUCUUCACCACACAAGUCAGCAUCUUCACCACACAAGUCAGCUCCUUCGCCAAGCAAGUCUGCAUCUUCAUCAUCCAAGUCUGCCUCUUCACCUAAGUCAGCUUCCUCAUCACCUAAAAUAGGUCCCAGAAGAUCAGGCGAAGGUACUCCAACUAAGCGUGUAGCUGGAACUGAGAGCCAGAGAUCACCAUGUGACUUAUCUUUUCAUGAAUCAACUCCUCCAAAAAGGCGUCCAGGCCGGCCAAAGAAACUGGGACCACAGCUGGAGCAAAAAGUGAAGAGGCCAAUUGGUCGACCACGCAAGCAGAAGGCUGUGGAUUCAGUAAUUGGGGCAAAAAUGGUAAGUGGAAAAUCUGUUUUAGCAUCUGACGCUGAGGAGAAUGUAAACAAGAACCUCAAAAUAACAGUUGUGUAUGGCCGUUCAAGGAGAAACAAACGAAUGGUGUCUGAGGGCUUUGACCAGCUGCAAACAGAAUUCCAUGAUGCUUGGCAAGCAGUGGGCCUUAAAAGUGACUUGGGCAUUUUAAUGCACAACUCUAAGACCAGCUCAGGUAGUAUUGAAACCACCUCAACAGAAUUGUCAGAGGAUUUCGAUUUUGUCAGCCCUGUGAAAGAGUCUGCCCCUCAAUCCAGCAGUAACAUCAAAUGUCAGAAGCGGGAUGAUUCUGUACCCUCAAGGAAACCAGGUAGACCUGCAAAAGUUAAAAUCUCUGGAAUCUCAGUCACAGUAACCACAGUGUCACCUCGGCAACGCAAAAUUCAGUUAAAUAAGGAUACUCGGCAGUCUCCUGAAACACUAAUUCAUAAGCAAGUACUUCUGCCAGAAUUUAAACCUGCCAAGGAACCCUGGACAAUCAGUCAUCAGUCAACAAACAAAAACUGUCAAAUAGAGAAAAGGAUAGAAACAAAGGAUGAAAGUAAAGGCAAACUCCCCAAUCAGGCUGUAGCAGUGCGUCACUCAAUGAGAGUGAGAAAGCCCUCGAUCCACUUUCUGCAUGCUGUCGCCACCUCCACCUCUAGAUCAUACAGCCACAGUAAUGCUCUGCUACGGCGCUCUAAACAACUUCUGCUAAAUAAGGCCAGCAAUGAAAGGAGAAAGGAGGAACAACAGAGUAGUGUAGAAACUUCAGGGGAAAAAAGACAGCUCUUUGGACAAGACAAGAGGAAGAACUCUCAGGACCUGAGCAGAGUGGCAGGAGUAUCUGUAGACUCAAUCUUUACCCCAAAAGAGACACUAAGGUGGUGGGCAGCAUCGGCUGAGGAAAAGACAAUGAACCAGGAGCUUGCCAGGCGAAUACGACUCAUCUCUGACACCUGGGUGUCAGACACUGUGGAGAACCAAGAAAAAGAAAUUGCCUUUAAUUCGAAAUUAGGCACUAAAGGCAACAAUUCAUUUACCAGGAAGUCAAAACAUUCCUCUGUGGUUCAAACAUUGUUCGAUUGUCCUCCUAACAAGCCACGGUCCUGUAGCAUGCAGCAGCUCUGCUCCUGGUUUAUGCAGACCACAGAAACACAGUCUCUGGCUAUUGUCAAGAAGGCAAGCUCCCGUAAUCCUUACGAACUUAUGCACUUCCCUCGUUCUGCCAGUAAAAAAAGUGUUUGCCACAGUCCUCAGGCAGAGCGACUCCGCAAACACAUCAAGAAGUUUGCUAAAACUGUGCCAAAAAGUCCUUUGCAACAUCAACAGGCUCAAAGAAGGUUGAGGAAGAAGAAUAAGGCACCUCUGCCAACACAUAAAAUUAGUCGACAACCUCUCACGCCUAGGUUUGCAACAGACAGGCUCAAUGAAGGAGUCCAAUGGUGGAGAAGCAGAGCAUUCAGAAAAUACCAGGCCACUUUAUUUAGAGCGAGGACAAGGUUCCUAACCCAGAAAGAAAGGGAGAGGUGGCAAAAGAGACAGAGAAAUACGGAAAACAUUAAAGUAGCUACAAGUUGUUCAAACGGACAUGCAGUAACUGGACUACAACCAACACGUAAAGCAUUACGCAGAUCAGCAAAAGAUCAGUUAUCUGACUGUUUGGAGAAUAGUUCUGCCACCAGUUCUGUUGACCAAACUCAGGAGCCUGUGGAUGUACCCAAAGAGCAGAACCUCUGCUCGAAAGCUUGGAGUCCUGAGACACUGAAGGAAUGCCGAGUGUUCCUGAGGAAGAUCAACUCUCCAGACAAUGAAUCAACCGAGGAAGAGUGGGACUCCUGUACUGUGACACUGGAUGACGGGUCACCCUCUGCAUACCUGUUUGCAGGAAGGGAGAGGGAACUGGUAGGAGUUGUUAAAGCUGUGAAAACUGAAAGAAAAAGGAGCAUGAAUAGGAGGACUGUCUCCAGAGAGGCGGCAGGUUCUGCACCUAAAUCAGUCCAGGAGCAGGAUGAGAUGCCAGUGGGGAGGCAGAAAGGCAAAUACAGAAGUCCUGGGGUUGCGUCUACUGAACCACCACAACCACCACCAGCGAAAAUGUUGAGACAAUCGCGAAUGAGGGGCCUAACCGGGCCGAGAUGGUGUGACUUUGUGUUUGAAAACUAAAUGAAGCAUGAGGCCUCCUCCUUCCUGGGAAAGGGACUGUGGUUUAACGUGGUGCCUUUGGACAUUGAGCUGACCACGUGGACUGGCCAUCCCACUAUGGUUCAGUCUUACACUCAGCAAUUAUGUAGCAGUCUAACUUAACAAAAGCUUGAUGUUGCACUAUUUUUAUCCAUGAAUAUGUAUGUACAGAAUGUUUUUUUUUUUGUUUUGUUUUGUUUUGUUUGUUUUUAACUGUCAACUUGCCUUUGUCUUUCUGAACGUGUUUAGUGAUCAAAUCAUUACCGACUUUUAAUGGGAUAAGUGCUUAUACAGCAAGCCCUGUCAGAGUGGCUGUAUUGGAAGGAAAGACAAAGCUUCACUGGAUAAAUACAGUGCCCAAAAACAGUAACAAUUUUUAAUACUUUAAGUAAUCAUUAUUGUACAGCUCUAAAAUCUCCCCCAAAAUGAAAUUUUUAUUUAUAGUCAUCCUUACUUGGCACUGUUUAAAUUCCAAGUUUCUAAUGUAAUAAUUUGUUUUGUAUUUUGAAAAAACCUUUAUUGAAAUUUAAUGACAUUCUCUCAAGCGAAGCCUUGUCUGCUGCAGUCACUGUUGUUCUAUUACAAGCCAGUAGCCAAAAACAUGCUUUGAAUGAAGGAAUCUUUUUACCCCCUUCAAUGUGUAUGUGCCCUAAAUAUAAAAUCCUGUAUUGAACUAAUUGGCCAUCAGUCUUUACUAAAACCAAAUACUUUGUCAUUAUUUCUUUUAAAGUAUUUUUCAAACAUUAUUUGCGAGUUUCAGCACCAAACCACAAUUAGCACAAACGCACGUUCUAAAUGAUUGCAUAUGCAGCCCCAACAAGCCACAAAAUCCAGAGGUAUAUGUGAAGUGAUGAAGAAAGUGGCAUUAUGCAGUUGUAGAAAGGAGAUUCUGAUUAAUUGGUUGGUUCGUGGGAUCUGACUAGUUUCAGUUCCUCUAUCUUGAUGUAAUUGUGUUCUUAUUUUCACCCCAAAGUAUAUACUGUAUGUCAGUGUCAGAUCUACUUCUUGCACUAUUCCACCUGAGAUUAUCAAUCCCACUACACAGAUUCCUCCCCCAUAUUUUGCACAUGCCACAUUCCACUAUCAAGCCCUACUGUAAAACUAGAGGAUCUGUUUGGUGCAAUACAAACCCAGAUGAUUUAUCAGUAUGUAGUAAUUAUUUUAUUGCUGACAGACGAAUGGAUGUACACGAGUACCAAUGGCCUGGGAUGUUACUUCAGUUGUUUCCAUAGCCAUGUAAUGUGAUCUUAAAGGAUACUGCUAUACAGACUUAGCUUUUUUUUCCCCCACCUGCUUUGUUCUCCUCAAUAAAGCAGAAAAAUAACAGAUCAUUAAUGGUUGUAAAAGCUUCAAAUUGUUUUUAUCAUAAACAUACUAGCAAUAUUUACUGUUUAAAUGCAGGUGGGAGAGGUGUUGCUGUUAAGGUUUCCCUAGAGAUCCUGUUUUUUGUUUUAUUUUUCCUCAAGUUGCAGCAAAAGACGCCUACCUCCACUGGGGCUUAGCUAGGCCUACUGCUCUUUUGCUUCUCAACCAUGUGAUAGACAAGUCCAGAGAGUUGAUUGAUAAACACUAAUCUUGGAUCAGUAAUGUUAGAUCCAAGAUGUCUGGCUGUAGGUCAAAACUUAAACCUGUAGUGUGUAUUGUGUGCCUGACUACCCUUGUAUGUAUGUCACUAUGGUUGCCAUCUCAACAGGAAGGAGGUGGGGUUGCUCAGUAUUGUGAUAAAUAACCCUCAGCUCUCUGUUGACGAACCUGGUGCUAAACAUCUGUUGUACAUUUCUUUAUCAUGUGUUUUUAUACUGUCCAUUACAGAUGCAACAAACAGGUGUCUAUAAUUGGAACAAUAAAGAGUCUUUUGAAAUAACCAGCAAGCAAUAUGAUUUAUAGUAGUGAAAUGUAAAACCUGUAGUUUCCACUGUAGAGUAUGGCACGGGUCACUAGUGUGCCCACUGCCUGGUCACCUUAAGCAAUGUAUAGUGCGUUCUUUUUACCAUAGUUUACUGUUGGCCCUCAUAUUGAUCACCCUCAGGCCAUCAAUUUUGCAUUGGCAAAUGAUUACUGUCCACAAUGAACCGGAAAGUUUGGGGGACACUGAACUGGUUGUGUGAUAAUGAAGAGGACAAGCUUUAUUGACAUAUUAUACUUUAAUGACUAAAAUAA
Xiphias gladius (swordfish) is the source of this 8257-nucleotide messenger RNA. It is a transcript of the gene lcorl, whose product is annotated as ligand dependent nuclear receptor corepressor-like. Lineage: Eukaryota; Metazoa; Chordata; Actinopteri; Istiophoriformes; Xiphiidae. The record is from RefSeq and is a predicted model, not a curated record. Gene Ontology annotation, cellular component: nucleus. Gene Ontology annotation, molecular function: DNA binding. The transcript has 8 exons. Gene Ontology annotation, biological process: regulation of transcription by RNA polymerase II. Bases 26 to 6079 code for a protein of 2017 amino acids.